AUGGAGAUGUUGCCCUCAAGUGUGCGCAGCUGUGCUACGAUGCUGGGGUCCGGCUGGUCUGCUCCCUUCGGCUCUCCUUCCCUGGCCUGGUGGAAGCCUUCCUCCGCUGCCAUACGGGAUUAUUUGGAUGCUUCGCUUUUCCUUUUGCUACGGUGGUUGCCCUCCGCCGGGAGCUGGACGUCUGGCAAGUCUACAACCCUGCCGGCGCUGUCGUCUGCGGCUCGGCUCAACCUUCUUCAUCUGUGA
Symbiodinium necroappetens is the source of this 246-nucleotide messenger RNA. The record is from the annotation of a GenBank genome assembly. Lineage: Eukaryota; Dinophyceae; Suessiales; Symbiodiniaceae.